AUGUCGAUAAAAGAAGAACCAAAAUUAAUUUGGACCAAAGUACGGAAAUUUCCGAGAAAAACCAAAUCUUUUCGGUGGUUAUAUGAAGGUCAAGUCCUAAAUAACACUUUCCAUGGAUUUGGAAUCCUCACAAAAAUUUAUAAAGAUGAAGAAUGUAAAAAAUUUUAUGCUGGUGAUUGGAUUAAUAGCAAAAGAAGUGGAUCUGGUCAGUGUUGGUAUGAUAAUGGUGAUUACUAUGAAGGGAAUUUCUUGAACAAUAAAAGACACGGAUUCGGACGAAUGUGGUAUAGAGAUGGAAGUUUUUAUCAAGGACUGUGGGAAAAUGAUUUACAUAAUGGAACGGGAUUGUUAGUCCAAAGUAAUGGAAAUCGAUACGAAGGACAGUUUGAGUUCGAUCAAAAACAUGGAGACGGUAUAUUUUAUCAUGUAAAAACGGGUCAAAUACAAAAAGGAUAUUGGGUUAAUAAUCAAUGUAAAUCAAGCAUAAUUCAAGAUACACAUUGGCGUCAAGUAACCUCUUAUUCUACGCCAUAUCCCAUCCCAAAAUUAGACCCCACUAUCAAUGAUAAUCAGUAA
Molecule: messenger RNA, 576 nt
Organism: Chelonus insularis
Lineage: Eukaryota; Metazoa; Arthropoda; Insecta; Hymenoptera; Braconidae
Product: MORN repeat-containing protein 3-like
Exons: 4
Coding region: 1-576 (191 amino acids)
Source: RefSeq, a predicted model, not a curated record